Molecule: messenger RNA, 1017 nt
Organism: Didymodactylos carnosus
Lineage: Eukaryota; Metazoa; Rotifera; Eurotatoria; Philodinida; Philodinidae
Source: the annotation of a GenBank genome assembly
AUGUCUUCCAGAGAAAAUGUCACAGCAGUAGAACUCGAUCGUCAAUUAGAUCAGUUUAUCGACACACUAAUUGAAAAAAAUAAAGCAGAUCCACAGCCGCCAACUGAAAUUAAUGACGAUUGGUGGAAUGAUCUACAACGACAUCCAUUUUUUCUAAAAGAAAUGCCAGAAGAUGGAAGUGAAUUACAUCCGGCAGUAGAAGCGUUACAAGCGUUAAAAUGGGACGAUGUUGAUGAUACACCGAAAGAAAAGGCUGAAAAAUUUAAAGAAGACGGCAAUUAUAUGUUUCAAUUGAAAAAGUAUAAAAAUUCCAUUAUAUCCUAUACAGAGGGUAUUAAAAUACGUUGUACUGAUUCUCAAUUAAAUGCAAUAUUAUUUUGUAAUCGUGCAUCAGCCAAUUACCAUUUGGGAAACUAUCGUUCGGCUCUUCGUGAUUGUGUUUUAUCACGAAAAUGUAAAUCUGAUCAUAUUAAAGCAUUUGUGAAGGGUGCUGAAGCUUGUAUGAAAUUACAAAUGUAUAAAGAUGUUCAAUCAUGGUGUACGGCUGCUUUGUUAAAAGAACAAGAACGUGAUGAACGAAAAAGACUUGUACGUGAUAGAAAAAAGAAGACAGAAGAAGAGAAAAUUUUAAACGCCAUCAAGAAUCGAUCAAUUCAUUUACAAACUGAUCCAAGUAUUGAUAUUUUUGAUCCUAAUUCAUCUCCACUUGGUUCUAGUAUUAAAUUGAAUGAUGAAGAUGACACAUUGAUAUUUCCAGUUGUAAUUUUAUAUCCAGAAUAUAGUCAAACAGAUUAUGUUAAAGAAUUUCAUGAACAGUCAAGAAUAUCCGAUCAUUUAAAUAUAAUCUUAGAAUCUCGACCUCCAUGGGAUACCAAUGGGGAAUAUACAUUAGAUCGUAUUGGGGCAUAUCGUCAUAGACAUGAAUUAAAGAAGAUCGAUCCAAAUGAAACUCUGUUAAAUGUAUUAAAAAUGCCCGGGUACGUACGAGAUUUUCAGAUUUUUCAUUUUAAUCAUUAG